CGCCGCCGGCACCACCCUCAGUCCCCACAUGGCCGCCGCCUGCCUUCGCCGCCUCCACCGCAUCCCUCAUCCUGUCCUUAAGCUCGCCGCAGCCACUCACUGGCCCUUGCCAUUCCCCGGUGCCAAGUUGGCUCCGGUCACACAGUCGUGCCCAUCCGCCGACCGCGUCGAAGUACAGCUGAGCGCCCGCUGCCCCGGUUUUGCAAGUAAUGGUAACUUCAAACAUCGAUGGCAUCACAAGCUGGGUUCAUCAGUUGGUGCUGUACUGAUUGGACAUGCAGCCUUUUUUCUUGGUUUGAGCAAUGGCUCUGCAUUUGCCCAGGAAGAUUCAGUUAGCCCAGCUGCAGCUAGUGAGCAUGCUGAGGGAAAUGCUCCUGGUUUACAACCGAUUGAAGAUGGAUCAGUGGUCUCAAACGAACACACGGUCAAAUGGAGAAUUUACACUGAUAAUGCGCGGGAGUUUUUCCAGAAAAGACAAUUGGAUGAGGCUGAGAAGUUAUUCCAGGCAGCCCUACUAGAAGCUAAGGAAGGAUUUGGACUUAGAGAUCCACAUGUCGCGUCAGCCCUUAACAAUCUGGCAGAAUUUUAUAGGCUAAAGAAAGAGCAUGUGAAAGCUGAACCACUAUAUUUGGAAGCAAUUGAGAUCCUGGAGGAAUCAUUUGGACCUGAUGAUAUACGGGUUGGAAGAACUGUGCAUAGUCUUGGAAUAUGCUAUCAUCUUCAACUCAAGCUUGCUCAAGCCCAGACAUGUUAUGAGCGUGCUUUGAAGAUAGAAGGACGUGUUCUGGGGGUUGGUCACCCAGAGUAUUCAAGUACAAUGUACAGUCUAGCCAAGGUGCUCAGUCUACAAGGAAAAAGAAAAAAUGCAGAAUGCCUUAUUGAAGAGUCUAUUAGAAUACUUGAGGAAGCUGGGCUUGGCGAUUCACUAACAUGUUUACGAAGAAUGGUCUCUCUCUCUAGAGAGUUAAUAAAAUCAAGACGAUUUGCUGAAGCUGAAAUCUGGCAAAGGAAGAUAUUACAUGUUCUGGAGCUUUCAGAGGGAUGGGAUUCAUUGGUCACUGCACGUGCAGCUGAACUCCUAAGUUUAAAUCUUGAAACCAUGGAGAAGUUGAAGGAAUCAGAAGAGCUAUUGGAACGAUGCCUUGCAGUCAAGAAAAAGAUUCUACCUGAAGAUCAUCUUCAGGUAGCUUAUACGUUGGUACACCUGGCAAGGUUAACAUUGCACAGAGUUGUAAAGGAUCGGGAUGUAAACAGCGAUGUAACUGCAUAUUACCUCGCAAAAGCAAAACAGUUCAGCAAUGAUUCAAUCAGGAUUACAGAAGGACAAUUAAAUUCUUCAAGAAAAGAUCAGAAUAAAAUUAACAACACAUCAACUGCAGAUACAGAUAAGAGUGCAGCAAUAAUUCUUUUUCAAGCACUUCAUGUUUUUGGACUCAUUGAUAUUGCAGCGAAGCAGUUGCUAGGGCAAGGGGAGCAAGACUAUAAUUCUGUUCAAGAUGCUCUGCAGAAGUGUGUUUCACUUUACAAAGAGCCUCAUACACGAAGGUUGGUGAAAAAUGCUGCCAAGCAGGACUACAUGAUAUGCCUGACGAGCCUGAUCGAUAUGGUUCAGAGCUUGUUUCCCAUUCCACACAUACCGGGGUUGCAGGAGUUGCUUUGCGAGGCCGAACAAAUUUUAGGAGAGCUAGAAGAAGAGAGUACUAGGAAGAAGCAAUGAUACGUAGGAACCAACACCCAUAUGGGUGGAAGCAUUUGUUAAUUGCAAGUUGUGAGCCAUAUAUUUUUUCAGUUGGUCGAGAUCGCCCACCUAUAUGGGUGGAAGCAUUUGUUUGACGAGGUGCUGAAUCGAGUGACGGGUUAAAGAGUUUAAUGCUUGUUUGCGCAGUGGUGUUAUGACGUGGUCUUCAACAUAGAGUCCUAGUUUCUCGGUGGUGGUGGUCCACAAGAUAGAUCAUGUUGCUGAAAUCUUGGAUGCUUUCUAAAUCAAAAUCCUUGACAUUGGCGACCAAAAAAAAAGAUCCCUAUCAAUGGCGGAUGGCCAAACUGAACCAAGGAUUGGUUUUGGCAUAGAAGCUCUUCCUAAAAGUUGUGCUGGCUGUUUGCGUAAUUCUUUUAGAUAUUGUGGUCUUAGACUAUCUCUAGCAACUUACUCAUCUUUAUCUCUAUAUUUAAACUCCACAUUAU
This is a messenger RNA of Zea mays, 2184 nucleotides long. RefSeq lists its product as uncharacterized. Lineage: Eukaryota; Viridiplantae; Streptophyta; Magnoliopsida; Poales; Poaceae. The coding region runs from base 29 to 1717 and encodes 562 amino acids. Gene Ontology annotation, molecular function: protein binding. The transcript is spliced from 18 exons. The record is from RefSeq and is marked provisional.